Messenger RNA from Micropterus salmoides (largemouth bass), 1386 nucleotides. It is a transcript of the gene nfkbiaa, whose product is annotated as nuclear factor of kappa light polypeptide gene enhancer in B-cells inhibitor, alpha a. The coding region runs from base 54 to 980 and encodes 308 amino acids. NCBI's taxonomy places the organism in Eukaryota, Metazoa, Chordata, Actinopteri, Centrarchiformes, Centrarchidae. Gene Ontology annotation, molecular function: protein binding. The record is from RefSeq and is a predicted model, not a curated record. The transcript is spliced from 6 exons.
CUGCACUACACUUCCCUGACCUUUGCAUACAGACGGAGCUGCUACUCAGCUACAUGGACGUCCGCAGAGUAUCUAACCACAAUCAAAUGGAUUAUAACCUGGACAACAUGGAGCCCAAACACGGGAAAAUGUUGCCCUGCCAAGAGGACCGUUUUGACAGCGGCCUGGAUUCCCUGAAGGAGGACGAGCUGGUGAACGAGUUUGAGGACAUGGCUGUGAGCACAAGCGAGGACCUCACACAGGAAUACGAGCCUUGGAGAAGUGCGGUGACUGAAGACGGUGACACGCUUCUACACUUGGCCAUCAUUCAUGAAGCCACUGAACAUGCCCUCCAGAUGAUCAAGCUGUCCCACAAUCACCCCUUCCUCAAUGUACAGAACCACCAGAGACAGACUGCCCUCCACCUAGCAGUGAUCACAGAACAGCCCCAGUUGGUUGAGAGGCUCCUGAAGGCCGGCUGUGACGCUCGGCUGUCCGAUGACAGCGGGAACACGGCUCUCCACAUCGCCUGCAAAAAGGGCUCCCUCGCCUGCUUUGGCGUCAUUACCCAGAACUGCCAACGCCACCUCACCUCUAUCGUGUCCUUCCCCAACUACAGUGGACAAAACUGCCUCCACUUGGCCUCCAUAAACGGCUACAUUUCAUUGGUUGAAAACCUCGUUCAUCUGGGUGCAGACAUCAAUGCACAGGAACAGUGCAGUGGGCGGACGUCACUCCAUCUGGCCGUGGAUCUCCAGAACCUCGCACUGGUCCGUUGCCUCCUUGACCUUGGCGCCGACGUUAACUGCUUUAACUAUGGCGGCUUCACAGCGUACCACCUCACUUACGGGCGCCAAAACGAAGAGAUCCGCCACCAGCUGUACGAGAGAACGGCGCAGGAGCUCAGGGAGCUGCCUGAGAGCGAAUCAGAUGAGAGCGAUAUGGAGGAGGGGGACGUAUCGGAAGAUGAGCUGUACGAUGACAUAAAGUUCGGAAAAUAAACAGAACUGUCCCUCCACUGGUGAAGAAAGUGAAGCUGCUACUGGGUUGCCCAGCCACGGCCCCACAUCAAGGGACAUGUCAGUACGCGUCCCCCGUCCAGGUCCAGGUCCACAGGCGGUGGUCUUGGGACCACAAACAUGAAUGAAGACGGUGUCAAGUCUGGUCAAGUGCGGUCCAGAUCACAGAACGAUCUGCACCAAAAAACCAUAAUACAGCAAGACCACGACCUCCAUAAAGUCCUUUCAUAUACUGUAUAAAUAUAUAUUGAUGUGUACAUACCAGAGAAGACGUGUAAUAUAUUGUACAUACAGAGAUAUUAUUUUUUUUACCUGUACAUAUGUUGUGUGUGAAUUUAAACACUAUUAACAAAAAAUGGUUAAGAAUAAAAAAGUUUAUGAAUUUAAA